AUGGCGGACGUCCUGGAUAGGAUGGUACUGCGGUGGCUUCCGCUCGUACGGGGUACCAAUGCGGGCGGGUUAGCCCUGAAUGACGGCCGGUGGUGCGGUAUGCGGUCCGUGGACCGGGCGGUGGCAGCGCGUCAUCGGGUUGGCGCGCGGCGGGCCAUCGGUUCUCUGACCUGUCGUCGGUCCUGGAUGGCGACGCUCGCGCGCUCCCAUGCUCAGCAGGUACGCCAUUGCUGGCGCCCGAGACCAGCACCAUCACCCUGUUCCCGCGGAGCUGUCGCCCGGCGAGGCUUCAUGGCGCGGGCUGCCGAGUGGGCGCCUCCCGUCCUCACGCCCGCCCUACACUUCGCCGCCCUGCCCAUUGGCAGCGCCCAGCGCCCGGGAGGCCAGCACGCCCGCGACCCCGUGGGGGGCUCUGUGGAGUUCCAGUUCGUUCCGGUGCUCAAACUGGUGUCCACCCUGCUGGUAACCACCGCGUCCCUCCACCCACCCUUCCUCCCCCCACUCUGCCCUCAGGCUUCAGUCUCCAACUCUGUCCGCCAAUCGUUCCCUUCAUCCGGCAGUCACUCGGUCAUCCGUCAGUCAUUGGUUCAUCCGUCAGUCAUUGGUUCAUCCGUCAGUUGCCCACCCCUGAACUUGGGCACUUCCCCCGUCCGUCAGUCCCCCCUCCCCCAUCCGUCAGUCCCCUACGAAAUCCGCUUCCCCAAAAUGGUCACCAGCUGCUGCCGGUUCCUCUGCUAUUUCUGUCGCAUUAGUCGCCAGAACCAAAGGUCCAUGUUUGAUCACCUCAGCUACCUGCUGGAGAACAGCGGGAUCGGCCUGGGUAUGCAGGGUUCCACUCCGCUAGAUGUGGCGGCUGCCUCCGUCAUAGACAACAACGAGCUGGCCUUGGCCCUUCAGGAACAAGACCUGGAAAAGGUCGUCUCCUACUUGGCCGGCUGCGGCCUUCAGAGCUGCCCCAUGCUGCUGGCCAAGGGCUACCCCGACAUUGGCUGGAACCCCUGCGGGGGGGAGCGCUAUCUGGAUUUCCUGAGAUUUGCCGUCUUUGUUAAUGGAGAGAGCGUGGAAGAGAAUGCGAAUGUUGUGGUUCGUCUGCUCAUCCGGCGUCCCGAAUGCUUCGGCCCGGCCCUGCGAGGAGAGGGCGGCUCUGGGCUGCUGGCUGCUAUGGAAGAGGCAAUCCGGAUCUCAGAGGAUCCUGCUCGAGAUGGCCCGGGCGUCAGGAAGGACCGGAGGCGGGAGCACCACGGGGGUGAAGAGGCCCCUGAAGAAAACCGUGUGCACUUGGGAAAUGCCAUCAUGUCAUUCUAUUCCGCCCUGAUCGACCUGCUGGGACGCUGUGCUCCAGAGACUCAUCUGAUCCAGGCCGGGAAGGGAGAAGCGCUGAGGAUCCGAGCCAUUCUGCGCUCCCUGGUGCCCCUGGACGACCUCGUGGGCAUUAUCAGCCUGCCCCUGCAGAUCCCCACCCUGGGCAAAGAUGGGGCCCUGGUGCAGCCUCGGAUGUCUGCCUCCUUCGUGCCUGACCACAAAGCCCCCAUGGUCCUCUUCCUGGACCGCGUCUACGGCAUCGACAGCCAGGACUUCCUGCUCCACGUGCUUGAUGCGGGUUCCCCUGGCGGGCGGUGCCUCCCUGGACCGGGGGGCGCAACCUUUCCAAAGGAGAUGGCCCUGGCCUUGAACCCUACUUGCACACCUGUUUAUCCCCAAGUCCCCCCACUGUUUGGAAGGGCCGCCAUCAUGGUGGACUCCAUGCUCCACACGGUGUACCGCCUGUCCCGGGGACGCUCUCUCACCAAGGCCCAGCGAGAUGUCAUUGAGGACUGCCUCAUGGCGCUCUGCAGGUACAUCCGUCCAUCUAUGCUCCAGCACCUUCUGCGUCGUCUGGUAUUCGACGUUCCCAUCCUCAACGAGUUUGCCAAGAUGCCCCUCAAGCUCCUGACCAAUCACUAUGAGCGCUGCUGGAAAUAUUACUGCCUCCCUACGGGCUGGGCCAACUAUGGAGUUACCUCCGAGGAAGAGCUGCAUCUGACUCGCAAGCUUUUCUGGGGCAUCUUUGAGUCACUGGCCCACAAGAAAUACGACCAGGAGCUCUACCGCAUGGCCAUGCCGUGUCUGUGCGCCAUCGCCGGGGCCCUGCCCCCCGACUACGUGGAUGCCUCCUACUCCUCCAAAGCUGAGAAGAAGGCCACUGUGGAUGCUGAGGGCAACUUUGACCCCCGGCCCGUGGAGACACUCAAUGUGAUCAUACCCGAGAAACUCGACUCCUUCAUCAACAAAUUUGCCGAGUACACACACGAGAAGUGGGCAUUUGACAAGAUUCAGAACAAUUGGUCAUUUGGGGAGAACAUUGACGAGGAGCUCAAGACCCACCACAUGCUUCGGCCCUACAAGACCUUCUCAGAAAAGGACAAGGAGAUUUACCGAUGGCCCAUCAAGGAGUCCCUGAAGGCCAUGAUCGCCUGGGAGUGGACUGUGGAAAAGGCCCGUGAGGGUGAGGAGGAGAAGGGAGAGAAGAAGACCAAGACUCGCAAGAUCUCCCAGAAUACCCCGGCCACCUAUGACCCAAGAGAGGGCUAUAAUCCCCAGCCUCCAGACCUUACCUGUGUCACCCUGUCCCGGGAACUGCAGGCCAUGGCUGAACAACUGGCUGAGAAUUACCAUAACACAUGGGGGAGGAAGAAAAAGCAGGAAUUAGAAGCCAAGGGUGGAGGCACCCACCCCCUCCUGGUCCCCUAUGACACACUGACGGCCAAGGAGAAGGCUCGCGAUAGAGAGAAAGCCCAGGAACUGCUCAAAUUCCUGCAGAUGAACGGCUACGCGGUGACGCGAGGGCUGAAGGACAUGGAGCUGGACACAUCUUCAAUUGAGAAGAGGUUUGCGUUUGGGUUCCUCCAGCAGCUGCUCCGAUGGAUGGACAUCUCACAGGAGUUCAUUGCCCAUCUGGAGGCUGUGGUGAGCAGCGGACGGGUGGAGAAGUCUCCUCACGAGCAAGAGAUCAAGUUCUUUGCCAAGAUCCUCCUGCCGCUCAUCAACCAGUACUUCAACAACCACUGCCUCUACUUUCUGUCCACACCAGCCAAGGUGCUCGGCAGUGGGGGCCACGCCUCUAACAAGGAAAAGGAGAUGAUCACCAGCCUGUUCUGUAAACUCGCCGCUCUGGUCCGCCACCGAGUCUCUCUCUUUGGGACUGACGCUCCAGCUGUGGUCAACUGCCUGCACAUCCUCGCCCGGUCCCUGGAUGCAAGGACCCACCAGUUUGGGGAUGAUGUCAUCUUGGACGACGUCCAGGUCUCCUGCUACCGAACACUUUGCAGCAUCUACUCUCUGGGGACCACCAAGAAUUCCUAUGUGGAGAAGCUCCGUCCAGCCCUUGGAGAAUGCCUUGCCCGUCUGGCAGCUGCUAUGCCAGUUGCCUUCCUUGAACCCCAACUGAAUGAGUUCAACGCCUGCUCUGUCUACACCACCAAAUCUCCCCGAGAACGUGCCAUCCUGGGCCUUCCGAGCUCCGUGGAGGAGAUGUGCCCAGAUAUCCCAGACCUGAAGCACCUGAUGGCCGAGAUCGGGGGGCUGGCCGAGUCGGGCGCCCGUCACACCGAGAUGCCCCAUGUCAUCGAGAUCACGCUGCCGAUGCUCUGUAACUACCUGCCCCGCUGGUGGGAGCGGGGGCCCGAGGUCCCCUCCUCACAGCCCCCAGGGGGACCCCCACCCUGCACGAUGCACCCGGACCACCCCUAAUCCCUCCUAAACAUCCUCCGAUUUGUCAACAACCUGGGAUAAGGGGUUUUCGUGGAUGGCGCUCAGGGGGACCGGAAUGAAGCGCUUGGGGUGUGGAUGUGGAGGCUCCCCAGGCCCACCAACGCCCCUGCCUCGUGUCCCGCAGUGUUUGCGCAGCCGAUCGUGAGCCGGGCCCGGCCCGAGCUGCUCCGCUCACAUUUCAUCCCCACGGUGGGCCGGCUCCGGAAGCGCGCAGGGAAGGUGGUGGCCGAGGAAGAGCAGCUGAGGCUGGAAGCCAAGGCGGAGGCUGAGGAGGGAGAGCUCCUGGUGCGGGACGAGUUCUCUGUGCUCUGCCGGGAUCUCUACGCACUCUACCCCCUGCUCAUCCGCUACGUAGACAACAACCGAGCCCACUGGCUAACAGAACCCAACCCUGAUGCAGAAGAACUCUUCAGGAUGAUAGCAGAAAUCUUCAUCUAUUGGUCCAAGUCUCAUAACUUCAAGAGAGAAGAACAGAAUUUCGUGGUACAGAACGAAAUCAAUAACAUGUCCUUCCUGACGGCAGAUAGCAAGAGCAAGAUGGCCAAGGCGGGAGAUGGACAGUCAGGAGGCUCCGAUCAAGAGAGAACAAAGAAGAAACGGCGAGGGGACCGAUAUUCCGUCCAGACCUCUCUGAUCGUGGCUACCCUCAAGAAGAUGCUGCCUAUUGGGUUGAACAUGUGUGCACCCACUGACCAGGACCUCAUCGCGCUGGCCAAGACUCGUUAUGCCCUGAAAGACACAGAUGAAGAAGUUCGGGAAUUUCUGCAGAAUAACCUUCAUCUUCAGGGAAAGAGUGAGGGCUCCCCAUCACUGCGCUGGCAGAUGGCCCUGUACCGGGGGCUGCCUGGCCGGGCUGAGGAUGCUGAUGCCCCUGAGAACAUUGUUCGCCGAGUACAGGAAGUCUCAGCGGUGCUUUACCACCUGGAACAGACAGAACAUCCCUACAAGUCCAAGAAAGCUGUGUGGCACAAGCUGCUUUCAAAACAGCGUCGUCGGGCGGUUGUGGCUUGUUUUCGCAUGACACCCUUGUACAACUUGCCUCGGCAUCGGGCAAGCAAUAUGUUCUUGGAGUCCUACAAAGCAUCAUGGAUCCUAACUGAGGAGCACAGUUUUGAGGACCGCAUGAUUGAUGACCUUUCUAAAGCUGGGGAGGAAGAAGAAGAGGAAGAAGAACAGGAAGAGAAGAAGCCAGACCCUCUUCACCAGCUGGUAUUACACUUUAGCCGGACAGCCCUGACAGAGAAGAGCAAACUAGAUGAGGACUAUUUGUACAUGGCAUAUGCUGACAUCAUGGCCAAGAGCUGCCACUUGGAGGAGGAAGAGGAGCCUUCAGAACCUGCUGAGGAGGAGGCUGAAGUUUCAUUUGAGGAGAAGGAGAUGGAAAAGCAGAAACUGCUCUACCAGCAGUCAAGGCUACACAACCGAGGGGCUGCUGAGAUGGUGCUACAAAUGAUUAGUGCCUGCAAAGGGGAGCCGGGAGUCAUGGUUUCAUCCACCCUGAAGUUGGGCAUCUCCAUCCUCAACGGUGGCAACAUGGAGGUGCAGCAGAAGAUGCUGGACUAUCUGAAGGACAAAAAGGAUGUUGGCUUCUUCCAGAGCAUCCAGGCCCUGAUGCAGACAUGCAGUGUUCUUGAUCUGAAUGCCUUUGAGAGGCAGAACAAGGCAGAGGGGCUUGGAAUGGUGACCGAGGAAGGGACUGUCAUCAAUCGCCAGAACGGGGAAAAAGUAAUGGCCGACGAUGAGUUCACCCAGGAUCUCUUCCGCUUUCUGCAGCUGCUGUGUGAAGGCCAUAACAAUGGUUCGUAUGUGAGAGGAGAAAGAGGAGGGAGCACACCCAUCAACAUCAUCAUCUGCAGUGGAUUACUCUUGAGGGCUGGGGAGGGUCCAUCAGGCUUUACCGGAACUGGGGGAAAUGGACAAGACGGGAGGAACUUCUCCAAAGCCAUGGCCGUGGCCAAGCAGGUCUUCAACAGCCUCACCGAGUACAUCCAGGUAGUCACCUUGUCCCAUCCGUGGCCCGGCCCCCAGUCCCUCCUGGCCUUCCAGGACUCAAGCCAGAUUGAGCUGCUGAAGGAGCUCCUGGAUCUGCAGAAAGACAUUGGGGUUUGGCUUUGCUGUGGAAGGUCCCCGCCACCCAAACCACCCAGAUCUCCCCAGGAGAAAUCCCAGGACCAGAGGAACCCUCAUCCCGGCUGGAGCCUGACAGACACGGCUAUGGUGCUCCUCACCGCUGACGCUCCUCCCCUUACUCCCCGCCCCCCGGCAGGUAACGUGGUCAACGGCACAAUUGCCCGGCAGAUGGUGGACAUGCUGGUGGAGUCCUCCUCCAACGUGGAGAUGAUCCUCAAGUUCUUCGACAUGUUCCUAAAGCUGAAGGACAUCGUGGGCUCCGAGGCAUUCCAGGACUACGUCACCGACCCCCGUGGACUCAUCUCCAAGAAGGAUUUCCAGAAGGCCAUGGACAGCCAGAAGCAGUUCACUGGCCCAGAGAUCCAGUUCCUCCUGUCCUGCUCAGAGGCGGAUGAGAACGAGAUGAUCAAUGUGGAGGAAUUUGCCAGCCGCUUCCAGGAGCCGGCCCGAGACAUCGGCUUCAACGUGGCCGUGCUGCUGACCAACCUGUCGGAGCACGUGCCCCACGACCCGCGCCUCAAGAACUUCCUGGAGCUGGCUGAGAGCAUCCUGGAGUACUUCCGGCCCUACCUGGGCCGGAUCGAGAUCAUGGGGGCCUCCCGGCGCAUCGAGCGCAUCUACUUUGAAAUCUCUGAGACCAACAAAGCACAGUGGGAGAUGCCCCAGGUGAAGGAGUCCAAACGCCAGUUCAUCUUUGACGUGGUGAAUGAAGGGGGGGAGUCGGAGAAGAUGGAAAUGUUUGUGAGCUUCUGUGAAGACACCAUCUUUGAGAUGCAGAUCGCCGCCCAGAUCUCAGAGCCCGAGGGAGAGCCUGAGGAAGAUGAGGAGGAGUCCAUGGCAGAGUCGGGGCCAGACUCCGGGGAGGCAGGGCCCGACGGAGAAGGGGCCGGCGCAGGGGGCCCGACGGGCAUCUCCGGGCACGUGGCCGGUGCCGUCUCCUCGGUCCUGCGGAAGCUGACCUACCGGAGCCUGCGCAGGAGGGUGCGGAGGCUCCGCAAGCUGACCCUGCGGGAGGCUGCAGGAACCGGGGCCGGGCUCAUCUGGGCCGGGGCCACGUGGACGGGCUCCGGAGUGAUCGGCGCCACCCGGGGGGCCCUGGGCCUACUCUGGGGCUCUCUGUUUGGGGGAGGGCUGGUGGAGGGAGCCAAGAAAGUGACCGUGACGGGACUGUUGGCCGGGAUGCCAGACCCCACAGGCGAUGAGGUCCAUGGGGAGCAGGCGGCUGGCGCCGGGGCUGCCGGGACUGGGGACGGAGCCGUGGAGGGUGAUGAGGAGGUGGGGGCGGAGUUGGCCGAGAGGGAGGCUGAGGCUGAGGCCGGAGCUGGGGAGGCCGGGCCAGCCGGAGGAGAGGGAGCCGGGGCCAAUGGAGGCCACUUCCGGAUGGAGGUCCCCGGAGGCCUGGGUGACAUGGGAGACACAACACCCGUUGAGCCGCCCACUCCUGAGGGUUCCCCCAUCUUCCGGAGGAAACUAGGGCUGGAGGGAGAAGAAGAACAAGCCUUAGAACCAGAACCAGAGCCAGAACCAGAACCAGAGCCAGAGCCAGAACCCGAGCCUGAGAAAGCUGAUGCUGAGAACGGAGAAAAGGAAGGGUCCCAAGAGCCAGAACCUGAGGCUCCCAAGAAGGCAGCUGCCCCACCUCCGCCCCGGAAGGAGGACGCCAAAUCUGAGGGCCCUGACUUCUGGGAGGAAAUGGAGGUGCAGAGGGUCAAGUUCCUGAACUACCUCUCCAGAAACUUCUAUACCCUGAGAUUCCUCGCCCUCUUCCUGGCCUUUGCCAUCAACUUCAUCCUGCUCUUCUACAAGGUGUCUGACUCUCCGCCAGGAGAAGAGGACCUGGAAGGCUCCGGUCUCGAGGGUCUGGCAGGCUCAGGGUCCGGGGACUUCCUGGGAUCCGGCAUGGGCUCCGGGGCUGGGGAGGAUCUGGAGAACGAGGAGGAAGAGAACAUGGUCUACUACUUCCUGGAAGAGAGUACGGGCUACAUGGAGCCAGCCCUGCGAGGUCUCAGCAUCCUGCACACCCUCAUUGCCUUCCUCUGCAUCAUAGGCUACAACUGUCUCAAGGUACCGCUGGUUAUAUUUAAACGGGAGAAGGAGCUAGCCCGGAAACUAGAGUUCGAUGGCCUUUACAUCACUGAGCAGCCCGAGGAUGACGACGUGAAGGGCCAGUGGGAUCGACUGGUGCUUAACACCCCGUCCUUCCCCAGCAACUACUGGGACAAGUUCGUGAAAAGGAAGGUGCUGGAGAAACAUGGCGACAUCUUUGGCCGGGAGCGGAUUGCAGAGCUGUUGGGCAUGGAUCUGGCCAGCCUGGAGAUCACGGCGCAGAACGAGAAGCGACCGGAACCCCCCUCGGGACUGCUCACCUGGAUCAUGUCCAUAGAUGUCAAAUACCAAAUCUGGAAAUUUGGUGUCAUCUUUACAGAUAAUUCAUUCUUGUAUUUGACGUGGUACAUGGUCAUGUCCCUCCUCGGCCACUAUAACAACUUCUUCUUUGCCGCUCACCUGCUGGACAUCGCCAUGGGAGUCAAGACGCUUCGGACCAUCCUGUCUUCUGUCACCCACAAUGGGAAGCAGCUGGUGAUGACGGUGGGCCUGCUGGCCGUCGUGGUUUACCUCUACACGGUUGUGGCCUUCAAUUUCUUCCGCAAAUUUUACAAUAAAAGCGAGGAUGAGGAUGAGCCGGACAUGAAAUGUGAUGACAUGAUGACGUGUUACCUGUUCCACAUGUACGUGGGGGUCCGAGCUGGUGGGGGCAUCGGGGAUGAGAUUGAGGAUCCAGCAGGGGAUGAAUACGAGCUCUACCGUGUGGUCUUUGACAUCACCUUUUUCUUCUUCGUCAUCGUCAUCCUGCUGGCCAUUAUCCAAGGUCUGAUCAUUGAUGCUUUUGGGGAGCUCCGAGACCAGCAAGAGCAAGUGAAGGAAGAUAUGGAGACCAAAUGUUUCAUCUGUGGCAUUGGAAGUGACUACUUUGAUACAACACCCCACGGUUUUGAGACCCACACGCUGGAGGAGCACAACCUGGCUAACUACAUGUUUUUCCUGAUGUAUCUGAUCAAUAAGGAUGAGACCGAGCACACGGGACAGGAGUCGUAUGUCUGGAAGAUGUACCAGGAGCGCUGCUGGGACUUCUUCCCAGCUGGUGACUGUUUCCGAAAACAGUAUGAAGACCAGCUGGCCUGAAAAAAAUCAAGGCUUCCCUCCAUCUGCCCUCACCUCAAGUGCCUUAUGCUAUUUGGGGGAUCCCCUAUCCUGGGGCGCAGCUUCCCUCAGUGCAGUGUGUCCCAUGGGAAAGGGGCCCCUCUGGAAUAAAGGGUUUCUUCUGCA
Molecule: messenger RNA, 9207 nt
Organism: Sarcophilus harrisii (Tasmanian devil)
Lineage: Eukaryota; Metazoa; Chordata; Mammalia; Dasyuromorphia; Dasyuridae
Gene: RYR1
Product: ryanodine receptor 1
Biological process (GO): calcium ion transmembrane transport; intracellular calcium ion homeostasis
Cellular component (GO): sarcoplasmic reticulum membrane; smooth endoplasmic reticulum; calcium channel complex
Molecular function (GO): ryanodine-sensitive calcium-release channel activity
Source: RefSeq, a predicted model, not a curated record